Paramecium primaurelia is the source of this 475-nucleotide messenger RNA. The record is from the annotation of a GenBank genome assembly. NCBI's taxonomy places the organism in Eukaryota, Ciliophora, Oligohymenophorea, Peniculida, Parameciidae.
AUUAUACAUUACUUAUGUUUAGUGAUGAAUGAUCCGUUCGCUGAUAUAAAUAUAUAUAUAUAUAUUAAAAUUUAAUAAAUGCCUAAGGACGCUAGAGGAAAAAAUAGAAAAUGGGGGAAUCAUAAAGAUAGAUAAUUCGAAUCAGUCAAUGAAGGUGAAUUGAUUGAGUAAUUAAAACAUCAAGCAGAAGAUGAUUAAGAAGAUGAUGAUGAAGUUGAAUAAUAAUAAUAGGAAUAACCUUAAAAAGUUGAAUAAAAAGAAGAAGGUUAAGAGGAAUAAUAAUAAGAAAAAAAGAAGAAAAAGAAAAAGUAAACUUAAAUUUAAUGUAAUUAGAAGAGUGACUGCUGAAGGAGUACCUAAACCUAAAAAAUAAAAGAGAAAUCUUGAUAUGCCUGAAUCAGAAGAGGAAGAUGAAUCAUAAUAUUAUUGAAUGUGAUAUAUAGAUGAAUUAAAAUUAAACAUAAUUAAUUUGAAG